Molecule: messenger RNA, 1208 nt
Organism: Cryptomeria japonica (Japanese cedar)
Lineage: Eukaryota; Viridiplantae; Streptophyta; Pinopsida; Cupressales; Cupressaceae
Exons: 3
Coding region: 302-1048 (248 amino acids)
Source: RefSeq, a predicted model, not a curated record
AGUGGGGCUAAUUCUGUUUGAGCUCCGUAAAACUGCACAGUACAAACAGUCAUCCACGCCCGGCCGGCGGCCGGCUACAUAACACUGUACAUCAAUUGUACAACAGUCACCCAUUACCUCUUCAGUCUCUGUCUCCUUGCUUUACCACCUUUCUGUACACAUUCUAUAUAUUUCUAAUAUAAUAUACUUCUUUGGGAAAUCUACUCUCACCCCUUACAUAUAUCUUGUAUUCACAGAAGAGUUGUAUUAGAGAUUUUUUGAAGGAGGGCAUGCUAUAAAUUUGAUAUUACUUUUUUGUGCCAUGGAUACACAGGCAGAGUCUACUACCAGUAUAAAUCACCAUGGUGGAGGAACACCCCCAGCUGGAUGGCCUCUUGGUCUUGAAACAAUGCAUCUAAGCAUGGAUGUGAUGAGAGGAACACAGCUAGAUCCAUUGGGUUUAUAUACACCUAGUUUCUCUUCAAUCUCACCGUCUUCAUCAGAUUUUGAUACAGAGUCUUCUGUGUCUUUCUUCCAUGAUAAAAGUGUCACACUUGGAACCCUCAUUGGUCUGAGGCCUGACCGCAGUACACGCUAUGCAAGAAACAUUGUACAUCCUGAAGAGCACAUGGGCGCCAUAGCAAGAAGACCAAGGAAUUACAGAAGGCUAAGACUAUGGAAGUCACUUACAGGUUGUAUGCAUUUCACUUCAAGACUGCAGAGCAGUGCCCUGUACCUUGCACAGUUACUCAAGACAGAAAAAAGAGGGGGAGUGGAAAAAGUAUAUAUGAAUGCAAUUUAUGAGGAAUCUGAGGAGGUAUUGACUGAUGCUACUAAUCCUCCAUUGUUAGAUCAUAACAGAGAUCAGUCCAUAAGGGCAAUCUCUGAAAGGUUUCCCUCCCAUGAUUUGGAGAUAAUAGAGCAAACCCCAUCAACUGAAGAUGGUAAGAAUUGGAGUGCUCCUGAGACCUCACAGAUAGAAUGUAGUCAUAGCAGAGAAGAUUCACAAGGCUUGUGCAUGCCCUUUGUGUCAAACAUUCUGCUGAAGAUAAUUUCCAGUAGGGAAUGAGUAACAGAGGAAUGAUCUGCUAUUUUUUUGAAAAUUCAGAGACCCAAAGUUCUCUUUUGUCUUUUGUAUCUUCUAUGUCCUUCUUGUCUCCAUGCUUUUGUUCUUUUUCUCACUGUACAUAGCAACAAUUAUUAAGAAAUGUGAAUUUUUUAUUGGAUUG